This is a messenger RNA of Trichoderma aggressivum f. europaeum, 309 nucleotides long. RefSeq lists its product as uncharacterized. The coding region runs from base 1 to 309 and encodes 102 amino acids. The transcript has a single exon. The record is from RefSeq and is a predicted model, not a curated record. Lineage: Eukaryota; Fungi; Ascomycota; Sordariomycetes; Hypocreales; Hypocreaceae.
AUGCCCCAUCUCGUCGACUGCUGUGCUGUACACUAUCGUAUCGCAGUCGCUGGGACUGGACUGGACUCGCGGCCUGCGUCGUCGGUUUGGUCGUCAGCCCUGCGAAUCUCCGAGCCUGUGUGCUGGCCUUUCGGUUGGCGCACCCGACCGGAGCUUGCUCGAGGAUUUAACGAGAGCGAGCCCAGCGGCUGUGAGUGGACCGGCGGCCAGGCAGGCGUCGUCAUCCCUCAGGCAAUGGACAAGCAAAAGGCAGAGGCUGCAAAAGAUCCAUCCCGCACUUGGGCCAAAGAGGCCAAAGGCUGCGCCUAG